Messenger RNA from Cucurbita moschata (crookneck pumpkin), 1188 nucleotides. Its product is annotated as melanoma-associated antigen 2. Bases 221 to 925 code for a protein of 234 amino acids. Gene Ontology annotation, cellular component: nucleus. NCBI's taxonomy places the organism in Eukaryota, Viridiplantae, Streptophyta, Magnoliopsida, Cucurbitales, Cucurbitaceae. The record is from RefSeq and is a predicted model, not a curated record. The transcript has 7 exons.
CAAAAAGGAGAAGAAAAGAAGAAGAAAGCGCGCUCACCGCCCCCAGGUCGAACUGCGCGGGAAGAUGCCGAGGUCUUCAAACCUUGGAGGUUUCUGAAGCUUCUCUAAAAUUCCGACAUCACUUUCGCCGGAAGUUUCAAAGAUUUCCCGUCGCUCUUUUCAGCGCUUGAAUUCUCCUUUUUAUCUUAUCGUCGGCUUAGUCCGGGGGAAAUUGUUGAGUAUGGCAAGUUCAGGAGAUUAUCUUUCCCAGAUUGACAUUUCGAACGAGGAAAAGGACAAGCUCGUGGCGGAAGUUAUCCGCUAUAUCAUAUUCAAAACUCAUCAAAAUUCUGGAUGUCCCAUCAAAAGGGAAGAGCUUACUCAGAUCGUAACAAAAAAUUAUAGGAAUCGAGGAUUGCCGGCUAUUGUGAUAGAAGAAGCUAAAGAGAAGCUGUCAAGCAUUUUUGGUUAUGAGUUGAGGGAACUUCAAAGAGCACGGCCUUCAUCCACUGCCCAAGGGCACCCUCCUCAGCAUAAUGUUGUAGAUUCAAAAUCCUAUGUUCUCAUAAGCAAGCUUCCUGCGGAGGUUUAUAGAAAGUAUGUUGAGGAUGUCGAUACUGCACACGUGACUGGUUUUAAUUUUGUUGUAGUUAGUAUUGUACAUCUGGCUGGAGGCAAAAUUCCUGAAGAAAGCCUUUGGCAUCACUUGAGACGAAUGGGGUUGUCUGAAAAUGAUGAAAAACAUCCAGUCCUUGGCAACAUCAAGGAGGCAGUAGAGUUGCUUGUCCAGCAAAGAUAUCUGCAGAAGGCCAAAAUAAAUGGUCCUGAUGGGAAUAUCACGUUCUACGAGCUUGCUGAAAGAGCUAUAGAUGGACCAGUUAGUGAAAAGAUUAAAGAAUAUGUAGCACAGAUCGUCAAUAAAAAUGUUACUACAGAAGAGGGCUGACUAUUGUCUCAACAUUGCCUCUAGCUAAAUUAGUAGUUAUGUUGGAUCUUCCAAGGAUCUUGAUGACCUCAAACUUCGCAAGGUGUGUUCAGGUUGGUCAUUUUGAAUUGAAUGUAAUUAGUCUACAUGUAUAUCUGAUACUUCAAUUCCAAUUGAAUAGAUUGGAGUUGUAUUUAUUGCAUUAAAUAUUGUAUGUUACUGCUAUUUAAUAUUUUAGGUGAGUUGGGGUAAGAGCCCAUCACGUUCAUUCUUCAAUUACACAU